Quercus robur (English oak) is the source of this 918-nucleotide messenger RNA. Its product is annotated as ras-related protein RABA5b-like. NCBI's taxonomy places the organism in Eukaryota, Viridiplantae, Streptophyta, Magnoliopsida, Fagales, Fagaceae. Gene Ontology annotation, cellular component: endosome. The coding region runs from base 195 to 584 and encodes 129 amino acids. The record is from RefSeq and is a predicted model, not a curated record. Gene Ontology annotation, molecular function: GTP binding; GTPase activity. The transcript has a single exon.
ACUCCUCCAACUCAUUACAUAACAAAACAAACUUCUCAUUUACCAUUUACUCGCAUUUCUCCUUUCCCAACUCCCCAUCUCCACUACCAAAAAAAAAGCAAGCAAAGAAAGACCCAAGACUUUUUAUAGUCACGCACACACAAUUUAUACUGAUAACAUUUGAGAAUCCAUUGAUUGAUAUUUUUAUAUUACAAAUGGAUGAGCAUUCUUCAGGCGGUGAGGAGUACUUGUUGAAGAUAGUUCUCAUUGGUGACUCUGCUGUUGGCAAGUCCAACUUGCUGUCACGCUUCGCCAGAAACGAGUUUGAUACUAACUCCAAGGCCACCAUUGGUGUCGAGUUCCAGACCCAGGCUGUGGAAAUUGAUGGGAAGGAGGUGAAAGCCCAGAUCUGGGACACUGCUGGGCAAGAGCGUUUCAGGGCUGUCACUUCUGCUUACUAUAGAGGCGCUGUGGGUGCUCUCAUUGUCUACGAUAUCACUCGUACCACUGAGACUCCGACACUAAGUGGGUACAGUUGGGUGGGAUCUGACGGUUCUUGUUCCGAGCUAGUGGCCUUCGACCGCUUGAUGAAGAUGUGGCGUUGAGAGUUUGGAGGAGAAGGAAGACAACUAGGAUUGAAACCAAGAUCCGAAGACCAAAACCCAUCUUCAGUCGCUGACAAUUCUCACAAGUCACAAGUUAUUGUGGCUGGCUCCACCCAGAAACUGAAAGGCCGAAAGUGAAACCUUCUCUUCCUUUAUUUUUAUUUUUUUUUGUUACUGUGAAAAGGCUAAAAGAAGAGGCAAUUACCGCACCUGGUUCUUAGGUUGGUUUUGAAGUUUCGACGGUGUGUGGCGUUGUUUUGGUGGUGGGUAUAAAUUUUGGUGGUUGUGGGUUGCUGUUGGUGGGUAUAAAUUUCAUGUUCUUGGGUUUGAUUUU